Messenger RNA from Mauremys reevesii (Reeves's turtle), 732 nucleotides. RefSeq names its product olfactory receptor 10A7-like. The coding region runs from base 1 to 732 and encodes 243 amino acids. NCBI's taxonomy places the organism in Eukaryota, Metazoa, Chordata, Testudines, Geoemydidae. The record is from RefSeq and is a predicted model, not a curated record. Gene Ontology annotation, molecular function: G protein-coupled receptor activity; olfactory receptor activity. Gene Ontology annotation, cellular component: membrane. Gene Ontology annotation, biological process: G protein-coupled receptor signaling pathway. The transcript has a single exon.
AUGGCAGACACAGAACAGGGAAAUCAAACCUCCCUCACAGAGUUCAUCCUCCUGGGAUUUGGGACUGCCCUCAAACGGGAGACUCUUCUAUUUCUGGUGUUCCUUGUGAUUUACAUUGUGACCAUGGCUGGGAACAUCCUCAUUGUUGUGCUAAUUGUGACUGAUCAGCACCUUCACACCCCCAUGUACUUCUUCCUGGGGAACUUGGCUUGCUUGGAGGCCUGUUACAUCUCCACCCUCCUGCCCAGGAUGCUGGUCAGUUUCCUGACUGGGGACAAGACCAUUUCUGUUGGUGGCUGCAUCACACAAUGUUACUUUGUUGGCUUCUUUGCAGCCACUGAGUGUUAUCUCCUGGCAGCAAUGUCUUAUGAUCGGUACCUAACGAUAUGCAAACCACUGCAUUAUGCAACCCUUAUGAAUGGCAGUUUCUGCCUCCAGCUAGUAGCUGGGUCUUGGAUAAGAGCGUUGAUAGCUAGUUCCACAGUAAUUCUUAUGAUGUUACAAUUAACUUUCUGCGGCCCCAAUGAAAUUGAUCAUUUCUUCUGUGAAUUUACACAAAUAAUAAAUCUCUAUCGCAACGACAUCUACCAGGUGGAGCUUUUACUUAGCAUUCUGUCUGCUUUAUUCACCCUGCCCCCAUUUGCUUUAACUGGGACAUCCUACCUGUGUAUCAUCUCCACCAUCCUGCGAAUCCCUUCCACCACCGGGAGGCAAAAGGCAUUUUCUACCUGA